This is a messenger RNA of Babjeviella inositovora NRRL Y-12698, 558 nucleotides long. Its product is annotated as 40S ribosomal protein eS7. Gene Ontology annotation, molecular function: structural constituent of ribosome. NCBI's taxonomy places the organism in Eukaryota, Fungi, Ascomycota, Pichiomycetes, Serinales. Gene Ontology annotation, biological process: rRNA processing; ribosomal small subunit biogenesis; translation. The transcript is spliced from 3 exons. Gene Ontology annotation, cellular component: 90S preribosome; ribosome; small-subunit processome. The record is from RefSeq and is a predicted model, not a curated record. Bases 1 to 558 code for a protein of 185 amino acids.
AUGUCUGCUAUUUCCAAGAUUUUGAACACAAACCCAUCCGAAUUAGAAUUGUCUAUUGCACAAGCUUUCCUCGACCUUGAAGCUUCUGCUUCAGACCUUAAGUCGGAUUUGAGAACUUUGCAGUUCAAGUCUGCCCGUGAGAUCGACGUCGCAGGUGGUAAGAAGGCUAUUGCUAUUUUCGUUCCAGUUCCAUCCUUGAGCAGUUAUCAUAAGGUCCAGCAAAGAUUGAUUCGUGAAUUGGAGAAGAAGUUCUCCUCUCAACACGUUGUUAUCUUGGCCGAACGUCGCAUCUUGCCUCCAUCCUCUAAGGGUCAGCACCAGAAGAGACCAAGAUCCAGAACUUUGACUCAGGUCCAUGACAAGAUCUUGGAGGACUUGGUGUUCCCUGCCGAGAUUGUUGGCAAGAGAGUCAGACACUUGACCGGUGGUAACAAGGUUUACAAGGUUGUCUUGGACGAAAAGAACGUCUACGACGAAAAGUUGGAAAGCUUCACCCAGGUCUACGCCAAAUUGACCGGCAAGCAGGUUGGGUUUGAAGUUGCCAACACCGUUGCCUAG